GGUCUGGUCUAGUCGCUGCUGCUUCUGCUGCUGUUGUUGUCGUCAGGGUGGGAGGCCUUGGCGCCCUUGAGGCCCCGGGGCUGCCAUUAUGCACGACGCCUUCGAGCCGGUGCCCAUCUUGGAGAAGCUGCCCCUCCAGAUCGACUGCCUGGCCGCCUGGGAGGAAUGGCUCCUCGUUGGGACCAAACAAGGACACCUUCUACUUUACCGAAUUCGAAAAGAAACUGGAGAGGUUACGGCAUCAGAAAAUGGAUGUUGCAAUCGGUUUGAAGUGACAUUGGAGAAAUCAAACAAGAACUUCUCCAAGAAGAUUCAGCAGAUCCAUGUUGUAUCCCAGUUCAAAAUUUUGGUCAGUUUAUUAGAAAACAACAUUUAUGUUCAUGACCUGUUGACAUUUCAACAAAUCACAACAGUUCCCAAGGCAAAAGGUGCAACUCUCUUCACCUGUGAUCUAAAGCACUCUGAUACAGGGGAAGAGGUGCUGAGGAUGUGUGUGGCAGUAAGAAAGAAGCUACAGUUGUAUUACUGGAAGGACAGAGACUUCUACGAGCUGCAGGGGGACUUCAGUGUACCGGAUGUACCCAAAUCUAUGGCAUGGUGUGAAGAUUCAAUUUGUGUCGGUUUCAAGAGGGACUAUUACCUGAUAAGAGUAGAUGGGAGAGGAUCCAUCAAAGAACUCUUCCCCACUGGAAAGCAGCUUGAACCACUGGUAGCUCCUUUGGCAGAUGGAAAAGUUGCUGUAGGCCAAGAUGAUCUAACUGUUGUGCUAAAUGAAGAAGGGAUCUGUACACAGAAAUGUGCCUUGAACUGGACUGACAUCCCAAUAGCCAUGGAUUUUCAGCCUCCAUAUAUUGUAGCAGUGCUGCCAAGAUACGUAGAGAUUCGUACAUUUGAGCCCCGUCUCCUAGUGCAGAGCAUUGAGCUACAGAGGCCACGCUUCAUUACUUCAGGAGGUGCAAAUAUUGUGUAUGUGGCCAGCAAUCAUUUUGUUUGGCGUCUCAUUCCGGUUUCUAUUGCAACCCAGAUCCAACAGCUUCUCCAGGAUAAACAAUUUGAAUUGGCUCUGCAGUUGGCAGAUAUGAAAGAUGAUUCUGACAGUGAAAAGAAACAACAGAUCCAUCAUAUUAAGAAUCUCUAUGCCUUCAAUCUUUUCUGCCAAAAACGGUUUGAUGAAUCCAUGCAGGUUUUUGCCAAGCUUGGGACAGAUCCUACUCAUGUGAUGGGUCUCUAUCCUGAACUGUUGCCCAGUGAUUACAAGAAACAGCUCCAGUAUCCCAAUCCAGUACCAGUUCUCUCUCCUGCAGAGCUGGAGAAAGCACACCUGGCACUUAUAGAUUAUCUAACACAAAAAAGAAGUCAGUUAGUGAAGAAACUGAAUGACUCAGACCAUCAGUCCAGUACCUCUCCUCUCAUGGAAGGAACUCCCACCAUCAAAUCCAAGAAGAAGUUGCUGCAGAUCAUAGAUACUACCCUCUUGAAAUGCUACCUCCAUACCAAUGUAGCACUAGUGGCACCACUGUUACGAUUGGAAAACAAUCACUGCCACAUUGAAGAAAGUGAGCAUGUGUUGAAGAAAGCUCACAAAUACAGUGAGCUGAUCAUACUAUAUGAGAAGAAAGGUCUACAUGAAAAAGCAUUGCAGGUGCUAGUGGAUCAGUCAAAAAAAGCUAACUCGCCUUUGAAGGGCCACGAGAGGACUGUGCAAUAUUUACAACAUUUGGGCACCGAAAACCUGAAUUUAAUAUUUUCAUAUUCUGUGUGGGUGCUCAGAGACUUUCCUGAGGAUGGAUUAAAGAUCUUUACAGAAGAUCUUCCUGAGGUGGAAUCCCUCCCACGGAAAAGGGUUCUCAAUUUCUUAAUAGAGAACUUUAAAAGCUUGGCAAUUCCCUAUUUGGAACAUAUAAUCCACAUCUGGGAGGAGGCUGGUUCAGAGUUCCACAACUGCCUGAUUCAGCUCUACUGUGAGAAAGUCCAAGGUUUAAUGAAGGAAUAUCUCAGCUCUUUUCCUCUAGAUAAAACACCGAUGCCAGCUGGAGAGGAAGAGGGAGAACUGGGAGAGUACCGGCAAAAACUUCUUUUCUUUCUUGAGACAUCCACUUGCUAUAAUGCUGACCAGCUCAUCAGUGACUUUCCCUUUGAUGGUCUCUUAGAAGAACGUGCUCUGCUGUUGGGACGGAUGGGGAAUCAUGAACAAGCACUUUUUAUAUAUGUUCACAUCUUGAAGGACACCAAAAUGGCUGAAAAUUAUUGUCACAAACACUAUGACAGAAGCAAAGAUGGCAACAAAGAUGUAUAUUUGUCUCUGCUCCGGAUGUAUCUCUCACCACCUAGUGUUCAUUGCUUGGGACCAAUCAAGAUGGAACUACUAGAGCCUCAAGCCAAUCUCCAGGCUGCCUUGCAAGUUUUGGAACUUCACCAUAGCAAGUUGGACACUACCAAAGCAAUAAACCUUCUUCCAGCAAAUACUCAAAUAAGUGAAAUCAGAAUUUUCUUAGAAAAAGUCCUUGAAGAAAAUGCCCAGAAGAAGCGAUUCAAUCAAGUACUUAAAAACCUUCUCCAUGCUGAAUUCUUGAGAGUACAAGAGGAACGAAUUUUACACCAGCAAGUGAAAUGUAUAAUCACAGAGGAAAAGCUUUGCAGUGUAUGUAAAAAGAAGAUUGGAAAUAGUGCCUUUGCCCGCUAUCCCAAUGCAAUAGUUGUGCAUUAUUUUUGUUCCAAAGAAGUUGGCGCAGCAGACACCUGAAAGCAUUGCUACACCCAACAGACUAUACUAGCUAUGAUGUUCAUGAGAAGCUGACAGAAGAUUAGACAAGGAGCUGACAUCUCUAAAAAAAUCUUCUUGGUCAUGCUGCUUAUAAACAACUCAAGUCCAUUGCUUUACCAGAUGACUCCACUUGUACUCUGCCGGUCUUGGCUUCGCAGGAAUACGGACAAUUAAGUAUUUUUAUAAACUUAAUAGGAGCUACACCUCAUAGCAUUUGAGCAUGAGGAAGAAUGAAUAUUACAUAGCAGUGAAUUGCUGUGGUACUCUGGAUUUUGCAAACGUUCUUGCUCCAAGGAAGACCAGGUAAUUAAAAAAAAGUUUGCAAAGGAAAAAAAUAUUUUGUGUGGGGUUGUACAUUCCAAUCACAGAUUGAAGAAUUCCUUAUGUCAUAGUUUAAGCAGCAUUGCAUUGCAUCGACUUUAACUAACCAUUUGGAAACCAUUUGUAGGCAAGGCAAGUGACUCCACAAAGUCUGUACCUAGAUUUUUCCUUCUAGUAUUGGUAAUAAGAAGAUAUUGGGGAGAACAUAUUAGUGGUUUAUCACCACUGGUAUAAAAAAGUUCCAAGGGAACCACUCUCGUACAAUAUGGACAGAACUGGCAAAUAUGUAUUUUUUUGUUUUUGAGAAGCUUGUAAAUAUAAAUAGGCAUACUAUUUGCACUGUGUACAGUCACUCCCAUUUUGAAUAGAAUGAACAGUGGCAGUGGUUUUCUGAAGCGUGGAGGAAAUAGCACCUGCACUUGUACCAAAAAGUUAAAAUCACCUUUGAAGCUGAAGAAGCAAAAGAAUCUAACUCAGACAGAGGGUGUUUUUUCUGUAUUGUUUAAACAUCUGUUUUAUACUUUGGAGAUAACCUUGCACUCAAAAUCUUAAAUCUUUAUGUAUUCUUCAGGUUGGAGGAAAGCAGACCCUUUUUUCAAAUGUUAGUAUUUUCAGUUUCUUAGCCCCACUCAUAGCAAUGCUCUUCUACAGCUACGUUUACCAAGAUCACUUUUUAAAACUGGAAAAUACUUGGUUGUAGUACGUACCUCCCCCCUUGCAAACUAUCACAUUUCUGUUUAACCUGUUGUUCCUUAAAUCUAAUCUGUUGUGAUGGUGAUAAUUUUUAUGUUCUCACAAAAACAGAAACAAGCAACAGUAAGAGAGGAAAGUCACAUGCUGGGGGCAGUUGAGUCAGGGUUGCUAAAUUGAAAACUGAGUCCAAUUGCUUGUUAAAAUAAUUGUUCUUAAUAAUUACAAUAAUAUAGUGGUUUGAAGCAUAUAAUCCAUUUACAGUGUCUGUCUAAAAGUCACCAUUGUUCUCAGACAGUUGGGUUGAGGAGUUAACAAUUUUAAAAAGGCCUCUCUCCUGUUUGGAUUGUAGUCAUAGUAUAUGUUUGCUAUGAUCUCAGUGACUUGUUAAAGCACAAGGAUAAAUUUUAAUCUGCAGAUCAGUUCUUUUGUCAAAUCUUUCUUCCUGGUCACCUUAACUACACUUCCAGUCUACUCUUGAAGUCACAUCUGUUAUGUGCAGUAUACACCAAUUGUGUCUUACUGUUAGAUUUCAAAUUUGUUCUUGUGCUGAGAUAAAAAUGUUUUUGGUGCUUUGUAUUUCUUUUGUUCGAAGAAGAGAACUACUAUGCCAUGAAAUUUUUUUGUGCAUUUGUUGGAGAACCUUGGUUUCUAGUCAGGAGCACAUACUGUGGUUGAAUAUUGGGUGAGAUAAUUCAUAUGUAGUAGACAGCAAAAAGAAAGCUGAUCUAUACAAAGUAUGAUCUGUGUAGACGAUUCUGACACAGCAUAUCAUAGUCUGCUGUCAAUAAAACAACAUAUUGUUCUGGGGAUUCUCGGAUGUAUUUUUCUCCAUCACAACAAAACUUUUGUGUGUUUCAUAAUAUAUCUUUAGCAGAUUUGUGGCUUGUGCUGUAAUGGUCUGCUGGCAAUCUUGCACAGAAUCUGAAACUUACUAACUGUACAGUAGGAUAUUUAAAGCAAUAAAUUAUUAUAAAGAUUUGA
Molecule: messenger RNA, 4759 nt
Organism: Sceloporus undulatus (fence lizard)
Lineage: Eukaryota; Metazoa; Chordata; Lepidosauria; Squamata; Phrynosomatidae
Gene: VPS39
Product: VPS39 subunit of HOPS complex
Exons: 26
Coding region: 89-2743 (884 amino acids)
Biological process (GO): endosomal vesicle fusion; intracellular protein transport; autophagy
Cellular component (GO): membrane; cytoplasm
Molecular function (GO): protein binding
Source: RefSeq, a predicted model, not a curated record